UGGCACAGCUCAGGGAGGUUUUUAUAAAAGGAGAUGCGGCAGCCAGGGAGAGGAGACUGAAGCUAGUCUCUGCCUCGCAGCUUCUCUCUCGCAAAAAGCUCCCCGAAAUUUAUCCGUCAUGCCGACGAUGGGCAGGUUUGUUGCAGUGCUUCUGCUGACCUGGACUAUAUGUGCAGCUGCCAUCCCGGGAGAAGAUAACUUUUCUGCACAGACCAGCAGGGAGCAACCCAAAUCUCAGAAAAGUCUCGUUCUGAAGAUGCUCGCGGGGCUCCUCAACGGAGUCGAGGCGGAUCGUGACGCAGCGGCUUUCGCCGAUUUCGAAGAUCCCCUAGAAAGGAAACUGGAGGAAGAGCCCUUGAUGCUGGGGCCGUCGCCGCACCUCAGCCCGCGAGACCGCAAAACUCCAUGUAAAAACUUCUUUUGGAAAACCUUCACGUCCUGCUAACAAUUCCUCCGCGGCCUUUUCUGGCUUCUGGAGCUAUUUAGCCUGUGUGGCUCCUGCCCAUCAAGAGGAGUCUCGAUCUGCA
Pantherophis guttatus is the source of this 527-nucleotide messenger RNA. It is a transcript of the gene CORT, whose product is annotated as cortistatin. Gene Ontology annotation, biological process: regulation of cell migration; adenylate cyclase-inhibiting G protein-coupled receptor signaling pathway. NCBI's taxonomy places the organism in Eukaryota, Metazoa, Chordata, Lepidosauria, Squamata, Colubridae. Gene Ontology annotation, cellular component: extracellular region. The record is from RefSeq and is a predicted model, not a curated record. Gene Ontology annotation, molecular function: G protein-coupled receptor binding; neuropeptide hormone activity.